GAGAAAACAACAACCGGAAAUGACGCAACUCGCAUGGCUCUGGUUAAAACACUUGGACUCUGAUGUGAAGCCAAAACAGUAAGAAGGAUGGCAGAAGGCUUCCUGAUGGAGGUAUGUGUGGAUUCAGUUGAGUCCGCAAUAAACGCAGAAAGAGGAGGUGCUGGUCGUAUCGAGCUGUGUUCCAGUCUGAUUGAAGGUGGCAUCACGCCCAGUGUUGGUCUGCUGCAGGUGGUGAAAGAGAACGUGCAGAUCCCAGUGUACGUGAUGAUCCGACCUCGAGGAGGCGACUUCCUCUACUCUGAGCGGGAGGUGGAGGUGAUGAGGAGGGACAUAGAGCUGCUGAAGAGACACAGGGCUGACGGUUUCGUGCUGGGGGCACUGACCGAGGACGGACGAGUCGACGCUGAGCUCUGCAUGGAACUCCUGGCUUCAUGCAGGCCGCUGCCCGUUACAUUUCACAGAGCAUUCGAUAUGGUCCAUGAUCCAUCCAUUGCGGUAGAGACCCUGGUCUCCCUUGGCUUCGAGAGGAUUUUGACAAGCGGCUGUGACAGCUCAGCUUUGGAGGGUUUACCUGUCAUCAAACGCCUCGUGGAACAGGCAAAAGGUAGAAUCAUUGUAAUGCCAGGUGGAGGCAUCACCGAGCGUAACCUACAGAGGAUACUCGAAGGUUCUGGCGCCCAGGAGUUCCACUGCUCAGCACGUUCCACUAAAGACUCUGCCAUGAAAUUCAGGAACUCCAGCGUGAGCAUGGGCGCCUCCCUCACAGCACCCGAGUAUUCGCUCAAGGUGGCCGACGUGGGCAAAGUGCGCACUCUCAAUGCCAUUGCCAAGAACACACUCUAGGGGCACUCUCAAGGGGCUGGGCUCUAUUUAGGGAGCAGGUUCUCCUUGAAUUGGAGGGAGUCCCCAUGUCUGUUGUACUAUUUGGAUUUCUUAAAGAAAGCUGUUUUUUUUCCCAGUAAGUCAUCAGUGAGCUGAGUUUCGUCUCUAUAGCGCAGUCAUUCUGAAGUAAACAACCCCCUCUUUUAUUUUUAUUCUAUUAGCUGAUUUUGAAACAGCAGGCUUGAGUGCUCACAGUGGAAUUAGUUAUUUUUGCUUCACUGAGACUCAUUGAUUAAACUUGCUUGUGGAGUCACUCUCAGCAUGUGGCUGCUCACCAAUGGUGUUAAAAUGUCGUUAUGGUCCAAACUGAAAGUGAGUUAUUUUUUAACUCAAUUUACCCAUCUCUGUACAUGCCAUCUCCUCUGCCAACUUCUCACUUCAUUCAGUCUUGCCAAUGUUGUUUCCUUUCUCAAAUUAAACUAUUCAGUUUAUUACAGUAA
This is a messenger RNA of Neoarius graeffei (lesser salmon catfish), 1322 nucleotides long. It is a transcript of the gene cutc, whose product is annotated as cutC copper transporter homolog (E. coli). Gene Ontology annotation, molecular function: copper ion binding. The transcript is spliced from 9 exons. The record is from RefSeq and is a predicted model, not a curated record. Lineage: Eukaryota; Metazoa; Chordata; Actinopteri; Siluriformes; Ariidae. The coding region runs from base 88 to 843 and encodes 251 amino acids.